AUGGUCAGCACGUCUUCGGCACGUCUCGCAGAGAGGCGAAGCCUGCAACAGGAUUCAGAACCUCGGUAUACCGUAGAACCACAAGAGGAGUUUGAGGCGAUGAUCCCUGCGGCUCCAGAACCAGCGAAGAAGUCACAGCCAAAUGACAGCAAACGCACAUCCUGGACCAAGGCUCCAAAGCAGGCAUCAACGAGCGGCUCCCAGAAGAAAGCAGGCCAGCAGACAGCCGGUGCUGGAAAGAAGCGCAAAGCUGAAGUGCAGCCCGAAGAGGUGGCCACCACAUCCACCAGGAAGAGAGCAAGAUCCUCCAAAUCAGACAAUACCACGGCUGCAAUCCCCCCUGCUCCCCGUAAGAAAGGCACAUCAUGCGCCGAUUGUCGCAAGCGCAGGAUCAGGUGCACGCAUGAUCUGCCGGCUGCCGAGACCUCCACGGCGCAUUCUAAAGCGAAGGCUUCGACAGAAGUUGGAAGUGGAGCACUUGGUCGAGAUGCUGCUGCGUUAACGAGAUCCCCCAAGCCAGCACCGAGACGCGCCGCAACGGUUGCUGCCGCCGAAGACGAACUACCGGACGCGGAGGAUGAGGCUCCACACCCGGAGGGAUCGCAUGAGCCUGAUAUGUCGGGUGUGUCUAUGGCUACACCUUCGACUAGCCAGCACUCGGAGCCAAAUUCAUCGCCUGCAUCACACGAUCCGACCUCAACAACUCCGCCAUCGUCAGUCAGUGCUAUCGAAGUCGACGUCACAGCGCAAACGCCACCGUCGAAGCAGGCAGCACUUGAUAUAGACAACGCCCAUGUCUCCCCUUCGCCUGCCUCUAGUGUGCUGAGUUCGGUACCCUCGGAUGUCAUGGAUCUUAGCUCACCAGAUGAGUUGCGCCGAGAUUCGAAGACCAACGAGAAGGACUCUGGCGGGGAAAUAGUUGCCGAUCAAGAGGCUGUUGCGACUGAUAUUGCAGACAAAGACCAAGCUACAUCCCUCACAGACAAGGAAAAGAGAGCCGAAAGUGCCAGGAAAGGCUGGUUAAAACGCAAGCAGAAUACGGCACAGGCUACUGCAAUCGAAAGUGAAGACCUGGACCAGGUUCGGCCUCUCACAGCCAAAGAGAAGAAAUCCGCAAGUGCCAGAAAAAGCUGGGUGAAGCGCAAGCAGAAUGCGGCCAAGAUUGCAGAAGCGACGUCAAAGAAGCCUACCAAGCGCAAGACUCCAGCCAGAAAGGCAUCAUCGAGUAAGCAAACGAAGCUUGUGACUUUGAUGCUACCAAAACCGACCUCUUCCGGCACAAGUAAGCCCCGUUCGACCCUCCAGAGACCAGACCCUAUCACUCCACAACCCAAAGCAAGUCAACAAGAAAAUGGCUUGCCCACCCCUGAGAACUCGCAAGCGAAGGCUCAUGUUGAAGAGGCAACGUCGGCCGAUCCUCUGUUGCGACAGCUCGCAGAGAAGCUCACGGAAAGAGAGCCGUUAGCCUCUAAGCCUCUUCCUCAAGGUCAGCCAUUGGUCUGGGCAGACAGUAGGCAAGCACUUUGUGAGACUGUGCCAUACUUCAAGAUGCCACAAAGCGGCUGUCACCAGAAUGACCGACACGUAUACGCAUUUCUAUUCGACAGUAUAGGCCACUGCCGCGAGUACAUGGAUUCCGACGUGAUUAUCGCUCGUGCUGGCGGUGGUAUGGAAGCAGAUGCGAGUGGACAGAUAGUGCAAAAGAAGCAUCACCUGAUGACUGAAGCCCAAGUCCAAGCAGUCCUCAACGAUAUCGAGUUGCAAAAUCCAUUGGUCCUCAUUUGUGGCGAUCGCAGUGUGGGAGCAGUCUGCAAGAUGCCUCACAAGUAUAAUGUCCUCGGAUGGUUCAAGCCUGUAUCUGUCUGGGCAGAAAAGACGCUGGGCAAGGGUGGCAAGAAGUGGACGACCAUCAAGUACCGCUUUGAGAGGUUGAACGACAGUAAGCCCGCCUGGCAUCAACCAGAAGAACAGAUGGUCACAGACGAAGAUCGACAGCUCGCUGGAGAUUUGACACAUACACCAUGCCCCGAAUGCCACCGAACCUUUGCUCACACCUACCUUUGCGGAUGGAUGUGUCUCAAUCCAGACUGUGAUCAGUUCUGGAAGCUCGAGGACGGAGGUGACGCGCCAUAUGGCAAAUUGCUUUACAAUCCUGCAUUCCUUCUGGACCGCACUCGCUGGGCCAAGGAAGAAGAGCCGUACAGCGUCAGACCAGCCGUGCCAACGGUUGGCAAUACGGUUGGCGACAACUUGACCUACAUCAACACUCGUGGCAUCUGCUGUCCUGAGUGCGGUCGAUGCAGCUCUCGUCGCUUGUUCAAAGGCUGGAGAUGUGACAACCCGAGCUGCACUUUCGAGAACUUCCCGCAACAUAUUCCAGUCACCCCACCCAUGCUGCAUAAUCCAUGGGAGAAUAGCGGCGACGGCCCAGCACUGGCUCGCAACAAACAUGAAGGAUCUCACGGCGUCAAUGUAGUCGUUACGCACGUUCACGGCUUCAAGGUUUUCACAUACACUAUCGCAGGCGUGAAUGGUAAGUUCGUGCACGCUGUGUCUAAUGCCAAGAUCAACCGGGAGCCUAGGGGCCCUGACGAGAUGUUCGCCGCCAUUCAGGGGCAAGACGAGCCUGGUAUGGAUAUGCAUCUCGAGCGAAGACGGUUUGGAAUCGAGAAGAUGCCGGUCAACAAGAUCGAGAGCCAGACUGUGCCACCAGUGCCCGCAAUGCCAGCGGCACCAUCGACGCCUCUACGGCAGAGCACAUUGCGAUUUGACCUUGAAUUAGAUACUCUUUCUCUUCAGCGGUCAAGUUCAUCCCCUGUUAGCCCUGAGAAGAUUGGCGGGCAAAUUGGACGCGAGCGGUCUAGUAGGCUGGCUGAGAGAUGCCAGAAAGCGGUGUCCCCGAAUCUGGCCGACAGCGCCUCUUCAACUAAUGCGAUGGAGCCAGCCCACGUUACACCAACGAACGACGAGUCUCAGUCAACACCAGAUGUUGCUGCCGAAAUGACAGAGAACGACAACGGAUCUUUCUUGGCCGGCAUCGAAGAAGCUGCGGAAGCUGACGAGCCGCAAAAGAGUGACCCAAAGGACACCACGACAGUUGGCAAGCCAGUGGUUGAGGACGGCGAUCUUAUGACAGCUUUCUCCAUCAACUACGGCAUGCCAUACAAGUUCGUCGCCGUCGGCAGUAGUCUGCCAUUCACUGACUCUCCCUGGCCAGUCCGCACCUGCCGUGCUGACCUCAACUGGGCAUCACAGACCUUCCUCGAUUCGCAGGACCACAUGGACUUCAAUGAAGAACUGAUCUUUGCGUACCUCGAGGGUCAAAAGAUCGAGUACCAUGACGACGGCGAGUCCGGCCUCGGCCCACGUAUCGCGACACUCUCACUCGGUGGAAAGGCAAAGAUGCACCUGCGUAUGAAGAUGAAGCACUACACCGGCUGCUCGAAGACGGGCAUCUUCACUGCCGAGAAGCCUAUGCCCCACAGUAUCGAUGGCCCGGAGAUGUACCAGAAGCGCCUCGCUGCUUGGAACGAGCUGCAGACGCUGAAGGCGACUGAUAAGCCAGCUUACGAGCGUCGCCGCAAGGAGCUACCUAAGGAGCUGGGGUUGUUUUCGAAGCGAAUGAAGAAGGCCGAGGAUCUGGUGACGGUGACGCUGAACCAUGGCGAUAUCGUGCUGAUGGAGGGCUACGAAAUCCAGCAGUAUCUCGAGCACAAGGUCGUUCCCGAGCAGUGCCUACGAUUCGCCCUGACGUGCCGAACUGUGCUCCCAGAUCAUCUGAAGCCGGAGGAGAGACCAGCGUAUGAGGUGGAGCUAGAUGAUGGAAGCAUGAGUUGCCUCCGAGGCAUGGUUGCGAGAGAUACUGAAGCCUAG
Messenger RNA from Fulvia fulva, 3873 nucleotides. RefSeq lists its product as uncharacterized. The transcript has a single exon. Lineage: Eukaryota; Fungi; Ascomycota; Dothideomycetes; Mycosphaerellales; Mycosphaerellaceae. Bases 1 to 3873 code for a protein of 1290 amino acids. Gene Ontology annotation, biological process: DNA repair. The record is from RefSeq and is a predicted model, not a curated record.